This is a messenger RNA of Callorhinchus milii (elephant shark), 3715 nucleotides long. It is a transcript of the gene tmc4, whose product is annotated as transmembrane channel-like 4. NCBI's taxonomy places the organism in Eukaryota, Metazoa, Chordata, Chondrichthyes, Chimaeriformes, Callorhinchidae. The transcript has 16 exons. Gene Ontology annotation, molecular function: mechanosensitive monoatomic ion channel activity. The record is from RefSeq and is a predicted model, not a curated record. The coding region runs from base 1 to 2238 and encodes 745 amino acids. Gene Ontology annotation, cellular component: plasma membrane.
AUGGACUUCGGUUCGAGACGCCGCGUGUCGCCGCCCGGCCUUAACCUCGGAUCGAGCUCGUCCCGCAGCAGCGGCCAGAAGGAAAGCACCAUCCAGAAACUGUCCGAUAUAUAUUUACCCAUUAUCUUCAACCCACUCUUACAUGAAUUACCCAGUUAUCAGACUUCAAUCAAAAAGCCUCCAGCUACACAGUCUCGAAGUAGACGGAGAAGUUUUGCCCGCUCCCAUUUAGAGUCCUUUGAGUCCAGAUUAAGUGAAUCAAAUCAACUGGAAAUAAGGCCCCUGCGAGACUAUCCAAUUAGCAUCCAAAAGAAGAAGCAAAUGAGAGCCUCUCGGGAUUCUCAAACAGCACGGAUAACAAAAUGGAACCGGUUCGUUUUUUAUUGGAAAAGGAAAGGGAGGCGGUUUGUGGAAUCAAGCAAAUUACUAGGAGUAAUGUUGCAAUUUUGGAAGCAAGACAUUCAUGAUAUAGAGGGCAAAUUUGGCACUGGAAUCCAGUCUUACUUCUCUUUUCUCCGAUUUUUAGUUUUGCUGAACUUUGUGAUUUUCCUUUUAAUGUUUUGUUUUGUCACGUUGCCGAUGUUUUUUAUAAAACAGAAAAAACACCAAGUGAACGUCGAGCCUUUGUCCUACAAUUCAGUUCCUGAAUGCACGCAGUAUGAAAAGUUUGACAAGGGACUUAUUGUCUUCUACUCUUACAUAAUUGAUCUUCUUACAGGGACAGGAUUCUUGGAGCAUACUUAUCUGUUUUAUGGAUAUUACAAAAUAGACCAUUCGCAGAUAAAGUAUUUAGGUUACAAUCUGCCACUUGCAUAUUUCUUGACAACAGGAGCAUACAUCUUGCUAAGCCUUGUGUGGAUAGUCAAAAGAGCUGUGGAAGGUUUUAAGCAGAGCAUCAUUAGUGCCGAAGAUCGAUUUCAGAGCUUUUGCAAUAAAAUCUUUGCAGGUUGGGAUUUUUGCAUCUCAGAUGAACAUGCAGCACAACUGAAACACAGCAGUCUACAGUAUGAGCUUCAAACUGAUUUGGAGGAAGAAAGGAUCAAACAGAAGAUUGCAGAGAGAACCAAGAAAGAGAAGAUGCACAUCUACUUUAUAAGGGCUGUUUUGAAUUUGAUAGUUGCUCUGGUAUUGAGUGUUUGUUUUUACUGCAUAUACAGAGCAACAAUCUACUCAGAAGCACGGGACGACAGACCACAUAAUUCAGAUACGUUUUUACAAGACCUCAUGCUUCAGUAUUUGCCCUCCAUUGUCAUUACUGCAGCAAAUCUUAUUACACCAGUUAUUUUUGAGCAUUUAAUCAGAUUUGAAGACUAUUCACCAGCGUUUGAAAUCAAAUUCAUACUCAUUAGGUCUGUGUUUGUACGACUGGCCAAUAUUAUUGUCCUCUUGUUGACCUUAUGGUCACAAAUCACAACAUGCGAUGGUAAUGUAUGUGAACCAUGUGGUUAUAACCACAAGCUCUACCAGUGCUGGGAAUCCCGAGUAGGACAAGAAAUGUAUAAAUUGAUGAUAUUUGACUUCAUUAUUAUUGCAUCUGUUACAUUGUUUGUGGAAUUUCCCAGAAAGUUGAUCGUAACGUAUUGCUCUUGUGCUCCUGCUAAGUGGUGGGGUCAGCAACAGUUUGCUAUUCCUCAAAAUGUGUUGGAAAUUGUAUAUGGUCAGACUAUCUGCUGGAUAGGAACAUUUUAUUCGCCAUUACUCCCUGGAGUAGCCACUGUGAAAUACAUCAUCAUAUUUUACAUCAAAAAGAUAACUUUGAUGCACAACUGCCGUCCAUCUACCAGACCUUUUCGGGCAUCAAGUUCCAACUUUUUCUUCUUGGGUGUAUUGCUGCUCGGCCUUCCAUUAGCCUGUGUGCCUAUCCUGUUCAGUGUUGCAGAAAUUGCCUCAUCUGAUUCGUGUGGGCCAUUUAUUACCUUCAACACUACAUGGCAAGUUGUACCAACAACUGUCCAAACUUUCCCAAAGGGUCUGCAGAAUAUUCUGUAUGGCUUGGGCUCUGAAGCUUUUGCUGUACCUUUCUUCAUGGUGGUUUGCCUCAUCCUUUUUUAUUUUAUUGCUUUGGCUGGAGCACACAAGCGCAUUGUUGAUCAGCUAAGAGUACAGCUGUCUAUGGAGGGUCGUGACAAACAGUUCCUAAUCAGAAAACUGACUGAGGUUCAGACGAAGAAUACUUUGCCAAGGAAAUAUGCCAAUUUUCCCUCAUCAAUUUCAUCUACAAUCAUACAACCAGAUUAAAAUGAAUUUUAUGCAUCACAGAGCAAUAACAUAAAGGCAAAUAGGAGGAUUUUGUGCAUUGGAACAUAUCUUUCCCAAGACAAUGAAUGCUUUUGUAUGGCCGGUCUUAGUUGAAAAUGCUUCUAGUCACUAUUUUUGUUACGAAACCUUCUUAAAUUUUACCUUAAGUUUUAAAUCAGUGCCUCAUUGAUGAUCUGCCGCCUUCAGACUUGCGAAACAUAUUGUAAUCUUUAAUGAUAGCGGUUUCAAGAAAACUACCGUCAUAUAAUUCCUUCAAAAAGCAAACCUUUCAAACCCUAAUGUCUAAAAAUAUUUAUCUAUGAAUAUCAAUAUAAUUAGUCAAUUCAAUAGCUGUUUCAUAUAGGGCUUUGCUGUGCCUUUAAGCGGCAUAAUGCCAGAAAAUGUGUCCAAGAACAACUGUAUACUCCUCGUCUAAUAACCGUUGGAGGAAAAUGUUUACAGUUCUUGAUAUACUUAUGUGGUUUAUGGCAUUUAAAAUUUAGCAAUUUUUGAAUCCACUCUAAACUUAGAAAUAUAUGUUUUGUUUUAGUUCUUAAAAGAACAUAUAAACAUGUAAACUGGCUUCAAAAUUAAGGCUGCAUUUAAGAAUUUGCCAAAUUCAGUGUACUCCAAAUGUUACAUUAUACAGAAUAAAUUUAGACCCAACUGGAAUUUUUCCCCAUAUACAGUAUUUUCCUACAAUAAUUAACUUUUGCUCUAACACUUUACAAAAAUACUAACUUUAAAAUAAAAAAUCUACUUUAUAAUGUAUAAUUGGCUCCCACUCCCUGCUCGGGUGCAAACCAUUGACUCGGUGCCUUUGGACAUCCUUCCAACAUGAAAGUUGUUUAUAUCAAUGGAAAUUUGUGGUGCCUUUGUUUUGUCAGCUGCUAAAAAUGUAAGUUUAUAAUCCAGUCCUUUGCUAUGAGUGUGAUUCCUGAAAAACAAAAUAUUGUAGUACUUACAUAUAGAUAUGCAGAUUUCCCAAACUUCAGAUCUUUGGUGUCAUCUCUAUACUUCAUUAUCGUAGUUGGUUUAUUUUGUACAGGAGUUUCCACAUUUCUGAUUUAUUCAAUGUCAUACAAGUUUUCAGCAUUACUUUCUUUAUUUUUACUCUAUUACAUAACGUAUUAUUAUAUGCAUUUAUUACUUCUACAUUCCUCAGGAACACUAUGAAAUAUUCAGUGGGAGUGUUUGUGAAUGGGAAAAUGUCAUUCUUGUAACUUUCAGGGAUAAUGGCUCAUCAGUUUACAUUGUGCUACCAUUUCUAAAGACUUUUUAUCCAACUGCAACUUACAAGUAUUUUCUUGGGGCUUUAUGAUAUGGAUCAUCAAUUUUAGACUGUUGGGAGUCUUUUUAACAGUGUACUUUUGUGUAACAAAAUGCUUUCAUAAAAAGUUUUGAGUUAUAUACUUUUUCUGUAAAAUACAAAAUCCAACUAACUUUCUCCUUUUGGAUUAAAAAUGAGUUCAAACAC